Messenger RNA from Phoenix dactylifera (date palm), 3906 nucleotides. RefSeq names its product squamosa promoter-binding-like protein 6. NCBI's taxonomy places the organism in Eukaryota, Viridiplantae, Streptophyta, Magnoliopsida, Arecales, Arecaceae. The record is from RefSeq and is a predicted model, not a curated record. Gene Ontology annotation, cellular component: nucleus. Gene Ontology annotation, molecular function: DNA binding.
UUUAUAUCGUUUCCCGGAGCGCUUUUCCACAUUUUCUUCUAACUUCUUCUCCGCUGGCCAUCUAUUUUUAUCGGUGUGUUCUCCGUUUGGAUCUAUGCUCCGCCGCCGCCCGCCUCCGAUUUAGGGGAUCUUGAUACGGAAGGAAGUUUUUUCUGGAAUUGGGCAGCUUGGAAGUGGAAUUUGGCUCUGGAACUCUAGGGCUUUGGUGGAUUUGAGUGGAUUUUCUAAGGUUUCUGCUGCUGCCCUUGUUGUUCAGUUCGAGAAUUAUAUUUAAUUUGGUGGGUUUUGGUAUAUCUGAAAUGCAAGACUGGAACUGGAAUUGGCUACUGGAGUGGUUAGAGUUCUUCAAUUCUAGUAUUAUUUAGCGGGUUUGUUUGUUUUUGGCAUCGAAAUUGGGGAAAUUCGUACUCUGGAAUUAGCUGUCCGUACUAGGGUUUCUACGGGGAAUUUGUGAAAGUUUGAUUGAAUCUUAAGGGUUCUGUAAUUGGGCAUGUGGGUUGCACUUGUUUGGAUCCAUGGAUGUGUGGGCGUGUUGUUUUUGGAUUUCUGGGGGCGCAGCGAGGCGGACUAGGAAAACGUUGGGCUAAAGUUCUUAUGUGUUCCAGGUCCUCAGGAGCUCGGAAUCUGGACUUUAAGUAUUGUUAGGGAGUUACUCUAUUGAUGGAGGCUAGAAUUGGGAGCGAAAGCCAUCCAUUUUAUGGUGUUGGAGCAUCGAACUUGAAUGGGAUGGGAAAGAAGAAUUUUGAAUGGGACUUGAAUGACUGGAAGUGGGAUGGCGAGCUGUUUAUAGCCAGCCCUUUGAAUUCUGUUCCAUCGGACUGCAGGAACAAGCAGCUGUUCCCUGAUUCCGCAAAUGGAAUGCUGUCAAACAGCUCAUCAUCUUGCUCUGAUGAGACUGAUUUUGGGGUUGCCAGUAAAGGGAAAGGCGAAGCAGAGAAGAGGAGGAAGAUUGCAGCAGUGGAAGAAGAUGGGUUGUAUGAUGGAUCUGGAUCUCUUGCUUUGAAGCUCGGGGGGCAUGCUUAUCCUAUCAUGGAGGCUGACCAUGCAAAUUGGGAAGGGAAGAAUGGAAAGAAGAGCAAGUUGCAGGGUGGCAAUUCUAGCCGUCCAACUUGCCAGGUGGAGGGCUGUGGAGCUGACCUCAGCAAUUCAAAGGACUACCAUAGGCGGCACAAAGUCUGUGAGGUGCAUGCAAAGGCCAGCACAGCAGUGGUCGGAAAUGCUAUCCAGCGUUUCUGUCAGCAAUGUAGUAGAUUUCACCUUCUUCAAGAAUUUGAUGAAGGGAAGAGAAGCUGUCGCCGACGUUUGGCAGGCCAUAAUAGACGGAGGAGGAAAACCCAUCCUGAUGUUACUGCCAAUGGGACAUCCAUGAUUGAUGAUCGAGCUAGCAGUUAUAUAUUGAUAAGUCUGCUAAGAAUUCUCUCCAAUUUGCACUCUGAUGGCUCUGGGCAGUCGAAAGAUCAGGACCUCUUGUCUCAUCUUUUGAGGAACCUUUCCAAUCUUGCUGGUUCAUUUGAUGCAAGAAACCUUUCUGGACUCCCGCAUACAUCCCAAGAUCCACAAAAACUUGGAACCACUGCUGGAACAUCGUCAGACGCAGCUAAUAAUUUGGUUCCAAAUGGUGCUCCUGCACUAGAAUCGGCUAGGCCCUUAACUUCAGCUUCCAAAAUAACUUAUACCAAUGGUACUCAGGGUUCUCCUUUGAAGCCAACUAAUCACAUGGGGCCAGUUGCUGCAACUACGAUGGAGAUGCAUUCAAAAAUGAUGGCUUCUCCAGAGUCUAUGGCCAAGAGAGUCAGGUUGAAGGACUUUGAUUUGAACAGCACAUAUAAUGAAGAGUGCAGAGAUGGAUGUGAGAAGUCAGCGAUCCCUGUACAUAUGGGGACUGGUUCUCCUAAUUGUCCAUCAUGGUUGCUGCAGGAUUCACAACGGUCAAGUCCACCACAAACUAGUGGUAAUUCAGAUUCAACAUCAGCUCAUUCACUAUCUAGUUCCAAUGGAGAUGCUCAGUGUCGAACAGAUAGAAUCAUCUUGAAGCUUUUUGGUAAAGAUCCUAAUGAUCUUCCUCUUGUGUUGCGUGCUCAGAUCCUUGACUGGCUAUCCCACAGUCCUACUGACAUUGAGAGCUACAUUAGGCCUGGUUGUAUCAUUCUAACAAUAUAUCUUCGUCUAGCUGAGUCUGCAUGGGAGGAACUUUGUCAUGACUUAAGCUCCAAUCUGAAUAGGCUCUUCCACAACUCCAGUGAUAAUUUCUGGAGAACAGGAUGGAUAUAUGCUAGGGUACAACACCAUGUAGCAUUUAUUUAUAAUGGUCAGGUUGUGCUGGACACACCUUUGCUUCUCAGAUGUCCCAAUAAUUGCAAGAUUUUAUGUGUUACACCUAUUGCUGUUUCUAGUUCUGCAAGGGUUAACUUCACUGUGAAAGGUUUUAACCUAAUUCAGUCGACGUGUAGGUUACUCUGUUCAUUUGAGGGAAAGUAUUUGGUCCAAGAAACAACACAAGCUCUAGUGGAGGGUACUGGCACAGGUGCUCGUCAUGAGGGAUCCCAGCACCUGAGCUUCUCUUGUUCCCUCCCUAAUGCAGCAGGGAGAGGAUUCAUUGAGGUUGAAGACCAUGGCCUUAGCAAUUGCUUCUUACCCUUCAUAGUUGCAGAAGAAGAUGUAUGCUCUGAGAUACGUAUGCUGGAGAAUGCAAUCGAUGUGACCGCAUGUAAGGACCAUGAUCAAGGAAGAACAGAUGCAAAGAAUGCCAGAAUCGAAGCUCUAGAUUUUUUAAAUGAAUUUGGUUGGCUUCUCAGAAGGAACCACCUGAGGUCUAGAUCUGAACAAAUUAAAUAUUGUCCAAAUGUCUUUCACCUGAAACGGUUCAGGCAGCUUAUGGCAUUUGCCAUGGAUCGUGAAUGGUGUGCGGUUGUGAAAAAACUCCUCGACAUCUUAUUUAAUGGAACAGUUGAUGUGGGUGGGCGGUCUCCUGUGGAGCUUGCCUUGUCAGAAAAUCUGCUUCACACAGCUGUUCGCAAGAACUGUAAGGCUAUGGUGGAACUUCUCUUGAGAUAUAUACCAGAUAAAAUGUCAAAGGAGACAAGUUAUGAUAGAUUUUUAUUUAGACCUGACAUUGUUGGCCCCUCCAACAUUACUCCACUUCAUAUUGCAGCAGCCAGUAGUGGUGCUGAUGAUAUAUUGGAUGCACUGACUGAUGAUCCUCAACUGAUUGGAAUCAAAGCAUGGAAGAAUGCACAUGACAGCACCGGUUUCACUCCUGAAGACUAUGCCCAUGCUCGAGGGCAUAAAUCCUACGUAGAAAUGGUGCAGGAGAAAAUUGAUAAGCAACCAGGCAAAGGUCAUGCGGUCGUUGACAUUCCCGGGAAACCACCGGCACCUGAUUCCCAUAAGCUAUCAGAUGGACCGAACUUUGGGAAGCUAUCUGGUUUUGAGAUGAGCAUGAACAAGGUGGGACCAGCACAACAGAUCUAUUGCAAUCGCUGCAGUCAGCAGCUGGUGUACCGGAGUUCUGCAGCUAGGACAUUGUUGUACAGACCGGCAAUGCUCUCUAUGGUGGGCAUUGCAGCAGUUUGUGUGUGUGUUGGUCUGCUACUGAAAGGGCCACCGGAGGUUUUCUAUGUAUUCCCGCAAUUUAGGUGGGAAUUGUUGGGCUAUGGCACAAUGUGAGGGUUGCAAAUAACAGUUUGGUCAUCAUUGCCAUUAUUAGGAUGUAAGUUGGUGAGUGUUUGUGUGGGGAGACUUCUUACACCGUCAGCAACAUUGUAAUAUAUUGUUCUAUCAAAAUCAAAAAAAGUGUCAUCCUAUUUUUUUCAGGAGACUUUUAACUUACUAAACACCAAUUGUUUAAGAACAGUGUGAGAGAGAUUGUACUUUUGGGUCUUGAUUCUUUUGAAUGCGAGCACAUUG